This is a messenger RNA of Diversispora eburnea, 954 nucleotides long. Lineage: Eukaryota; Fungi; Glomeromycota; Glomeromycetes; Diversisporales; Diversisporaceae. The record is from the annotation of a GenBank genome assembly.
AUGGACGCAUUUUUAUGGCUAUUUCUUCUUUCAAUAACUAUGUUUAUUGGCUCUUUUUUGGCAGGGAGUAUUCCCUUAGCUUUUCAUUUAUCUGAAGAUAGACUACGGACUAUUUCAGCUUUUGGCAUCGGACUACUAGUUGGUGCUGCAUUGAUAGUAAUUAUACCCGAAGGUAUUGGAACUUUAUAUAGUGUUCCUACUACAAUCCCUGAAAUAAAUUCAAAUGAUUUCUCUCAAAAUAAGAUUAUAGAUAUUACGGGCGAUGAUAUGCUCGAUAAACGUAAUAAGAUAGAAUCAGAAGAUACCACAACUCCAACAAUUUCGGAUAAUACAACUCAUGUACAUUCUCACACUCGUGUUAGUGUUGUCAGUCUAACAGAACUUCGUUCAUUAUCUAGUGGAGGAGGAGGAGAUCGUGAAGAAGAUGAUCAUGAGAUAGUUGGUUCAUCAACUAUACAUAAAAAGCCAGCUUCUGCUACGAUCGGUCUUGUUAUACAUGCAGCAGCUGACGGAAUUGCUCUAGGAGCAUCUGCGAGUGAACCAGCACUUGAAAUAAUUGUUUUUCUUGCGAUUAUGUUACAUAAGGCACCAUCUGCUUUUGGGUUAUCUACUGUAUUAUUACGUGAAGGGUAUAACCGUAGACAAAUCCGUAAACACUUAUCAAUUUUCGCUUUAGCUGCUCCACUUUCUGCACUUUUGACAUAUUCCUUUUUACAAAGAAAUAGUGAAUUAGAUCCUAUUGGAAUGAAAUGGUGGACUGCGAUGUUAUUACUCUUUUCUGGAGGUACCUUUUUAUACGUAGCGAUGCAUGUGAUGCAAGACGUUACCAGUGGUAUAAAGGACUCAGGGAUUAGUGGAGGACAUAAUGUUAAUAAAUUAUCGAAAUCACAUGUUGGUUUCAUGUUAUUAGGAAUGUUUCUACCUUUACUAUUACAAUUUGAACACAGUCAUUAA